Ostrinia nubilalis (European corn borer) is the source of this 982-nucleotide messenger RNA. RefSeq lists its product as uncharacterized. The record is from RefSeq and is a predicted model, not a curated record. The transcript is spliced from 2 exons. The coding region runs from base 38 to 925 and encodes 295 amino acids. Lineage: Eukaryota; Metazoa; Arthropoda; Insecta; Lepidoptera; Crambidae.
GCAGUCAAUAUGUAUUGUCAGUACGCGUCACGCAGCCAUGGCAGAGCACGAUAGCUCCGAAACCGAAUCCGAGUGUGAUACCAAAGAAUUUGUUGAGACCCGACUCCCUGAUACCAAUGACCAGUUAUUUUUAAAGGAGUUCAUCGAGAAAAUGGAGGUUUUACCUGGGCUGUGGGACACCAACUCUCCGUUUUAUACGAACCUCAGACAGAGACGUAAAGCGAUGGAAGAGCUGUUGGUGAUAUACAAACAAAUUAAGCCACGCGCGACCAUCGAUGAUGUAAGGAAGAAGCUCAACUCCUUGCGGUCGAAUUAUCGAAAAGAAGUAAGAAGGAUCGCAAGCAGUAAACUUUCUGCCGAGAGUGAGGACGACGUUUACAAGCCGAAGUCGUGGGUUUUCUACGCGUUGCAUUUUUUGGGCAAGAUUAAGCCAAAAUCUACGACUUCUCAAGAAAAAGAACAAGAAAGAGGUAAUGAAGAUAGUCCGCCACCAAUCAAAAUAACACGGACAAUCCCCGCGAUGUUAAUUCAAAACGUUCCUAACUCAUUACCAACCUACAUCAUACCUCAGUCCAACAGCAAACCUAGUUCCUUUCCAUUACCCCAGCUGAUUUCUCCCACAACAAAUACUGGCAACACCUCUAAAUCAGUUUUAAAUCCUACACCUAUAUACAGGUCGCAAGUAGAAAAUAAGGAUCCAGUAAUGCCUCAAUUAAGAUUAAUAUCUCCCACGCCUCAGCCAAGCAACUCUACUAAGACAAUAAUAAAUCCAACAGCGAUAUACUGGUCACACAAACUGGAUAAUAUUAAGGAUCCAAUCCAAAAGUUGUUUGCUGAAAAAUAUAUAAACGAAAUUUUAUUCCAAGCGCAGCUAGGGAAUUUGGCAGGACCACCUGUUAUACAUACGAUUUCGGAUAAUAAGUAGUUUAUUUUCAUAACAAUUGAUCUCCAAAGUCUUAAAAGAUCUAUGUCAAAAAUCGUG